This is a messenger RNA of Hyla sarda, 1359 nucleotides long. Its product is annotated as probable G-protein coupled receptor 33. The record is from RefSeq and is a predicted model, not a curated record. The transcript is spliced from 2 exons. Gene Ontology annotation, cellular component: plasma membrane. Gene Ontology annotation, biological process: positive regulation of cytosolic calcium ion concentration; complement receptor mediated signaling pathway; phospholipase C-activating G protein-coupled receptor signaling pathway. Lineage: Eukaryota; Metazoa; Chordata; Amphibia; Anura; Hylidae. Bases 94 to 1065 code for a protein of 323 amino acids. Gene Ontology annotation, molecular function: G protein-coupled receptor activity; complement receptor activity.
AAGGAUCUAAACAUUUCCAGGUGGGACAGAAGAAGAAGGAUCUAAACAUUUCCAGGUAGAACAGAAGAAGAAGGAUCUAAACAUUUCCAGGAGAUGUCAACUCAGCCGACCUCCAACUUUAACGUCAGCGCAACUAAUGGAGCGACCCUGCAGAUGUCCUCCUCAGCCUUCAACCUAACUUCGGCCACACUCUUAUUUUUGACCUUUGGUUUCGGACUUGUGGUGAACACUUUGUACCUCUGGGUGCUUUGGUCCAGGAUGAGCAGAACUGUUAACACCACCUUGUUUUUCCACCUAAUUUUGACCAACCUGAUGGUCACCAUUGUGUUCCCUUUUGCCGCAGUUUAUUUCAUCAUGGAACCACACUGGGUGUUUGGCCCCUUCCUAUGUAAGCUCAUUAACUCUUUCAUGUCUCUAGGCAUGUACGUGGCCGUGUUUCUCCUGACCAUCAUCAGUGUGGAUCGAUACUGCUUGGUCUUCUACCCACAUGUACACAAAAGGUUCAUGAGCCCUCGUUCCGCUUCCGUUACAUGCCUUCUAUUUUGGGUUUUGGCUGUUGGCCUUACAAGUCCAUACUUGGUAUUUCGUCAAAUCAGAUAUGAGGACAAUGUUACCAUCUGCCACAAUGACUACACUCUCUCAAGGAAGUGGAGCGAGAAGAGGGUGAAGUGGGUCCUAUUCAGCGUUCGCUUAGCCAUGGGCUUCGUGAUUCCUUUUUCCAUUAUUACAUUUUGUUAUGUCAAGAUAUUCAUCAAGAUGAAGAAGGAACGUCUCGCACGGUCCAGUAGACCUUACAGAAUCAUCUUAAUCGCUAUUCUAUCUUUCUUAGUCUCCUGGACACCUUAUCAUAUAUGGUAUGGAAUGAGUGCUGAGAAGGACAAGUUUCCGAAAAGUGUCUUGAGUUCAUUGCAAGUAUUAUCAAUAUGUCUGAUGUGCAUCAACAGCAGCUUUACUCCGCUUCUUUAUUUGUUCAUUGUGGAGAGUUUCAAGAACAUGUUUAAGAAGUCUAUCCUGGCCAUCAUUGAGUUAGUGGUCAAUGAGACGUUUACCUCUACCAAUGUGUAAUUAUCUAAAAGUUAUCAGGUCCUUUCGGCCAACUCGUGUAUUGACGGUACUGAUGUAGCCACUGCCAUGGCACACUAGGCCAUCAUCAUAGCAGGGUAUGGAACGUAAGUACAAGAGCAGGGACUCCUGUCACAGACCAGACUCCCUGCUCUUGCACUCUGAGCAGAGAUGCAUACAGUACUGUAUGUGUUGCUACUUACUCAAAAGUCACCCAUGGAAUGUAUACCAACUACCCUUAGAGAGAGAUGAUGCAUACAGUAGAUAACAUAAACUUGCACCCAACCGGGAAAAUGU